Cephus cinctus (wheat stem sawfly) is the source of this 1650-nucleotide messenger RNA. It is a transcript of the gene Dus1, whose product is annotated as tRNA-dihydrouridine(16/17) synthase [NAD(P)(+)]-like. The coding region runs from base 128 to 1600 and encodes 490 amino acids. Lineage: Eukaryota; Metazoa; Arthropoda; Insecta; Hymenoptera; Cephidae. Gene Ontology annotation, molecular function: flavin adenine dinucleotide binding; tRNA dihydrouridine synthase activity. Gene Ontology annotation, biological process: tRNA processing. The record is from RefSeq and is a predicted model, not a curated record. The transcript is spliced from 8 exons.
GAAAAAUGAUUUUAUUGUAAUAGAGCUUCCUUUCUGAUAUUGUAUAAUCCUAGCUCUGUUGUCACCGCAAAGUUACUAUUAUUAUUAAUCUGUAGUGCUUUUGUCUAACCUACAAAUUUUACAGCAGAUGGAGGCAAUGAGUGUCGAACUCGAUAACCAGAAUUCCGAGGAUCCCGGAAGUCCUCCAAUGAAGAAUAUUGAUAUAUGGAAAGACAUCUUAAACUCAGCGAAGUUCAUCGUCGCCCCUAUGGUCGACGCCAGCGAAUUACCUUGGAGACUUUUAUGUCGUAGACAUGGAGCACAGCUUUGUUAUACACCGAUGCUUCAUUCGUCGGUUUUUUGUCGGGAUCCAAAAUACCGGAAGGAGGCCUUAGUCAGUACUCCAGAGGAUCGUCCCCUUAUAGUUCAGUUUUGUGGGAAUGAUCCUGAUAUUCUAUUGGAAGCGGCCUUACUAGCUGAAGGACAUUGUGAUGCUAUCGAUAUCAAUAUUGGAUGCCCUCAGGCCAUUGCGAAAAGAGGACAUUAUGGUGCCUUUUUACAGGACGACUGGGAUCUUCUUCGACGAAUAGUUUCCACCUUGAGCGGAAAACUGAAAAUACCCUUGACAUGUAAGCUUAGAGUAUUUCCGGAAAUUGAUAAGACAGUCCGAUACGCAUUGAUGCUUCAGAAUGCAGGAGCAUCUCUUUUGACAAUUCAUGGUAGAACACGAGAGCAGAAAGGACCUCUUACUGGUUUAGCAUCCUGGAAACAUAUUCGUGCAGUCAGGGAGGCUGUCAAAAUCCCGGUAUUUGCCAACGGGAAUAUUCAGUGCGUUCAAGACAUAGAACACUGUAUCCAGGAGACUGGAGUGCAGGGUGUGAUGACUGCCGAAGGAAAUCUUUAUAAUCCAUUUAUCUUUGAGGGAAGAUAUCCUCCUAGUUGGGAACCAGCAGAGGAAUAUUUGGACUUGGUGGAACGUCAUCCGGCUCCUUCUUCUUACAUACGUGGACAUCUUUUUAAACUCUUUCAACACACACUUUGUUUAGCAGAGAACCAAGAGGAGAGGGCAAUCCUGGCCAGAAAUUCUACAAUGGAGUCCUUCAGGCAUGUUGUCCAGGCGGUUAAGAAUCGUUAUUUACCAUAUCACGAGGGUCGACUUUCUUGGAGGAAACGAAAUGAUGAUGACCAAAUGGAAUCAUCUUUAGAUUACAAUCUUACUCUGCCACCAUGGUUGUGUCAGCCCUAUGUCAGGGACUCACCUCAGGAACACUUGAAUAAAGUAGAAGCCAAAAGAAUGGAGCUGGAAUCUAAUGGGGAAGAUAAAAGAAAAUUUCAAGAUGAAGAAGGCAACGAAGUUUCCCAUAAACGUCUUAAAAAACUUAGACGAAUUGCUCGCAGACCAAAUAGAUCUUUAUCUAUGAAACGUAGAUCUGAUCUUUGUACUGCUUGUCCAAAUCCAUUGGGAUUUAAAUGCGAAUACAAACUUUGCCGGCAGUGCUGCAGAAAUAAAUGCUUCAAGGAAAAUCUGGAUUGUCCUGGACAUAGAAAUCUUACAAAGACAAGACGUCAAAUGGCAAUUGAGUUUGCCGCGCAAAGAGAUGACAAUAAAGAAGUGAUAUGACAAUGAUAGUAAUAUAAAAUGAUUCAAAUAAAAUAUGUACAUAAGAUAAA